AUUUUAUCAGUGUUUUUUUGGGUAUCUGCUACGCGUGGGCUCUUCCUGAGUCAUGUGUUUUUGUUGUUAGAGUUCAAUCUGACCACUCACUUAUUGUCCUCCUUUCCUUUGCAUUUCUGAGCACGAAGAAGCAACAAUGCGGUGCUGGCUCAUUGCAGUUGUUGUUGUUUUGUUGGCUGUCGUAGCUGCAGAGGGAAAAGCGGUCCCUUCUCCUCCAGAUUUUGGAAACAGCUAUCAUGUGAAAGGAGUAAUUUCUCUGCCUUAUGCUGAGAUCAACGAGCCGUUUGAGGCCUGGUUUGAUCUGCCAGCAAAGUCCAGCAGAAUAGACUACUACCAUGGGCAAGUGUCGACAUACCAGUUGGGGGCAGAGCCGCAGUGGGGCAUCGCCUACAAGAUCUCACCCGAGACCACGGAGGUGGAACUGAAUGUGAUGAAGUGCUUUCAGGUCAACGGAACACAGAAUGAGACGGUCACACCUCAGGCGGCGCUGCCUGAUAUCCAGGGCUUCCAGUUCCUGAGGAUGGAGUACUACGCAGGUUCCCUGUGUGAAGUUUGGCAGAACGUGACCACUGUGGGCUACAAGAAGAACAUGUACACUCUGUGGGUGACCCACUCAGAGGGGGACAAUGAGCCUGCCACACCCCUCCAUUAUGAGAUGAUGGGAUACAACACACUGCUGGGCUCUCACUAUGAUAAAUACUUGGUGGACUACAAGGAGUUCAUUACUCAUGUGGAGCCCAAAGUCUUCUCCCUGCCUGACGAGAUGAGCUGUGGGGGGUUUCCUGGUCCAGGUGUGGAGCACCACAUGUUGGCCAACCCGAUGAAAGAUCUCAUCCACACCACAGCGUCGGGCCACUCUCAGCGCAUGUUCAGCCAUUUCAAGGACAAGUUUCAGCGACAGUACAGCGAUGAAAGAGAGCAUGAAAAGAGGGAGCACGCUUUUGUUCAUAACCUCAGGUAUGUCCACUCCAAGAACAGAGCAGGGCUGUCUUUCUCUCUGGCUCUGAACUCUCUGUCAGACCGCACCAUGUCAGAGCUGGCCAUAAUGAGAGGGAGGAAAAGCGCAAAGACUCCAAACAGAGGUCUCCCUUUCCCCUCCGAGAUUUAUGAAGGGGUGGAAGUCCCCGAUUCAUUUGACUGGAGGCUUUACGGUGCUGUGACCCCAGUGAAGGAUCAAGCCAUAUGUGGCUCCUGCUGGAGCUUUGCCACCACUGGAGCAGUAGAGGGCGCUCUCUUCCUAAAGACGGGCUCCCUGCAGGUUCUGUCUCAGCAGAUGCUGGUCGACUGUUCCUGGGGUUUUGGCAACAACGGCUGUGACGGCGGAGAGGAGUGGAGAGCGUACGAGUGGAUCAUGAAACACGGCGGCAUCGCCACGAUGGAGACGUACGGAGCCUAUAUGGGAAUGAAUGGAUUUUGCCACUUGAACUCAUCUCAGCUCACCGCACGCAUCCAGAGCUACACCAACGUCACGUCAGGAGACGCAGAGGCCCUCAAGGUGGCGCUCUAUAAGAACGGCCCUGUGGCCGUUAGUAUCGACGCUUCGCAUCGAUCGUUUGUUUUCUACAGCCACGGUGUUUACUACGAACCUGCCUGUGGUAACACCACUAAUGAUUUAGACCACGCCGUGCUUGCGGUGGGUUACGGCAGCCUGGACGGGGAGCCAUACUGGUUGGUUAAGAAUUCGUGGUCCACGUACUGGGGCAACGACGGCUACAUCCUCAUGUCUAUGAAGGACAACAACUGUGGCGUGGCCACUGACGCUACAUACGUGACUCUGGCGUAGACGGUUCGCUCCACGUUCUCGAUCGUGUUUGUUAAAGCUGCAGUUGGCAGAAUCACUGGAGAAAUAAUUGACGGGGUUUCAUCGGCAGGUGUUUUGGGAUCACCACUCCCUCCUGAGCUCAUCUCUUCACUCAUUUUUUUUUUUUGGGCAUUUUGAAUUUAAAUACAUAAUUAAAAUGCUUGGUUACAUUUCUUUGA
Molecule: messenger RNA, 1980 nt
Organism: Solea solea (common sole)
Lineage: Eukaryota; Metazoa; Chordata; Actinopteri; Pleuronectiformes; Soleidae
Exons: 11
Coding region: 137-1783 (548 amino acids)
Biological process (GO): immune response
Cellular component (GO): lysosome
Molecular function (GO): cysteine-type endopeptidase activity
Source: RefSeq, a predicted model, not a curated record